Molecule: messenger RNA, 2258 nt
Organism: Exophiala oligosperma
Lineage: Eukaryota; Fungi; Ascomycota; Eurotiomycetes; Chaetothyriales; Herpotrichiellaceae
Exons: 2
Coding region: 210-1547 (445 amino acids)
Source: RefSeq, a predicted model, not a curated record
CUCUCCAGCCGCCCAUCAGCCCCAAACAACCAUCAAUCAAUCCUUCUACAAUCUCAUCUCAAGUCAUUUCCAUCCUCCCCUCCACUCAUUCUUCAUUGUCCUUUCUUUGUCGUGUUCCUUCGUUGUUUUUGAUUACGACCUCGCUCGACUCUCCGCUCACCUCUUUUGCCACUCGACUGUGACGCGCAUCUCGCGCGCUCUGCGACACCAUGGGUUUGCCUAUGUUCCGUGAGCCCGGAGAAGAUGCCGCAGGUCAGGCUGCAAUCAAGCUCGAUCGAAAUGCAGCAACCCGUCGCUCUUCGAUCAGGCGCGAAUCCACUCUGCGUCCUGGACGACGCACCACAUCGCGCUCAGUCUUACACCUUCUAAGAGCAGACGCCCAGGCGUCGCAAGAGCCAGAACACAAUAGACCCUCGGAUUUGCCUUCACGGAUACCGGCGCGCGAAAUCAACGACUUGGAUGACGAGCUUGAACGGUUACGUUCCAUGCGUCGAAGGCGCCGCGCGAUUGCCUCACAACUGGGGCACGAAUUGCCAGGAGGACCCUUCAUCGACCCCAUUGAACCGGAGGUGGAUCUUCGAGGAGACAUUGACCUUGAUGCGCUGGCCGAAGCUGGAAUGGAAGUCUUCCUGUCGGACGCAGAAGGAAACCUCACCCAACACCUACCCCGUCCCUCCAGGGAAUCGGGUCUCAGAUUCGAAGUCGCAGCCACACCUUCAUCAGAUUCGGAGCAUUCACGCCGCGCCAGAUUUCAUACUCACACCCGCAGAAUCCCAAGCUCGACCUCGGGUGGGCGACGUGCUGAGCUGAAUGGCCACUUAGGAAGCGACGCCGGUGACGACAACGACAGUGAGAACCCCCCUCCACCAUCGAUCUUCCCACCUGGAUUACGAAAUGCACCAUCGGCGAUGCGUGGCAGCAACGUCGAUGGCCUGCUAGAUACACCACCUCCCGGAGGGUUACAUCCAUCGUACCCGCCUCUGUGGGAUGUUAACCACCUGUCAACACGACCGUUGGGAAUGUCAACCUCGAGAAUGGAUGGUCUGGGUGAUCGUGUGCGAAGUCCUAGUCCCAGCUCGCCCCAGGAGGAACCCUGGUCGAAUAUCUUGAACACCAUUGCGACUGGCCCAUCGAGUACGGCGACCUCGUUCAUGUCACGCUCAGACUCGCGAUCUGGAUCUAAUCGAUCGUCUCAGACCGUUGCGACAAGUUUCGGCGAAAUUGGUGGUGACGAUUCGUGUGAUCUGGAUUUACCCUCCGGCAUCACCGAAGAGGACGCCCGAGAAAUCCGAGCACGCCAUGGAAGGUUGCGCCAUGGAAGAUUGGGAAGGAGACUUCCUGCUAUCAGACCCGACGGUCCGACCUCUGAAGAGCCCGAACGACCCAGCAGGGAGAGUGAGCGUUUGCUGGAGCUGGAGUUGUUCGGCUUGAUACUGGACCGAAUGCAAAGAAGAGAGGAAAUCCCUGAUGAUAUGUGGGCGGCCGUCGGCAUUUCAGCUGACGUGAUUCGAGCAAGGGCAUCAGGGACAGCUCCUGAUGGCGUAUAAUGUCUUGAUCAGGUACCCACCGACCUUGGGGCGACGAGAAGAGAACGGAGAAAAGAGCUUGACUGCUUAGCUGCAUGAUUGAGCUACAAUGAUAUCGUAUCUCGGGAGCGUCGGAAGUUUCGAGGACCCAGAAGAAAGAAAGAGGUGCUUCGGAACAAGUAUUUGCUUGUUGUGUUUUGUUUUGUUGAAUUGUAACAUUCCCUAUCGACGCGACGAUUCGUCUAAUGUGGGGACUUCAUUUUCCUUUACAGUUUUCCGGCGCAAGAAAAGUCUUUCAUAUUCAAGCGGUAUGGAGAUUGAGGUGUUUGAGUCGCAUCUUGCAAGGGUCCAGCUUGAGUGUUAUAUAUAAGGGUGCUCAUGUGUUUACGAUUACAAAAGAUGGCUGCUACCUACCUGAGGUUCUCGCAUUGGAUGAAUGAAAAUGGACUGGAUCCAGGAUUUUGUCGAUUUCUAUAUUUGUUUCCCAAAUUCGUUUUCGUUUUUGUUUUCGUUUUCGUUUUCGUUUUCUGUUUUUUGGGUCGACCUACUCUGAGAACGAGUACGGAGUACUAGAUCACUUUCUCUCGAGAGAGAGAAAAGAUGAGGUAAAGUAGACGGUCCACUGACCUAAAAGUCGGGGUCCUCGAAGUCUUUGGACGCAAAAAGAAAACAAAUCAUCAUCACGUCGAGGUUAACAUUAGGUAGGCAAUAAGUAUGUACUUUGUAUUCGAG